GACUCUCUUCUCAGUCCGACUAUAUUCCGAAAGGGAGUGAAAAUAGUGUUCUUGUUGUGUUUGUUGUUUGUAACUAUUUUUUAUUUAUAAACAAAAUUUUUUAUUUUUAACACACAAUUAAUGCGUGAAAUUUUUCCACUUUACUGUGGUGAAAAUUCUAUUAACAAGUUCCAAACGAUGAAUCUGUGGUUUCAUUUUUCAAGUAUUUUUUAACUUUGUUGCUAGCAUUGAACGUCUAAAUGGUUUUUAGCCAAAUAUCUUAAUAUAAAUAUUGUUGAUACAUUAAUCAUAAUUAUAGCAGAAUGGAAUCUCAAGAAAAUUCUGGUAUAUAUAAAUUAGAAGCAACUCAGGACGAUGUUGGUGGUUUAAUUAUUAGAAAAAAAACGUCAGAUCAUACAUUUAAAAAACCUCUGCCAUCAGCAUUAGGAUUAGACAAAUUGGCUGAAAAAAGACGGUAUGAAAAUUUCAAUAAACCUUCUUCUUCUUCUAAAUCUAAGUCCUGUUUAUCAAGAAAAGAUGGUAAAGAGAGAAGUUAUCGUGCACCUGUUGAAGAAACUCCAACACACACUGGUGGAGUAAAUAGCUAUGCUCGAAGAAGAUUUGAUGAUCGUUUGAAAAGACAAAGACUUGAUGCAUAUGAUUUAAAAAGAAAUUCAAGAAAAAACAAUGACAAAAGUUCAAGAAGUGAACGAAGAUAUUGGAAUAGGGAUAGCGACAGUGUAAGAAGUAGAGAUAAACGUGAUAGUUCACGACAGACACCGCUCAAAUUCAAAGAUGAACCACAAACUCCGAAAUUCAGAACUAAAGAUUCAACAUCAAAGAGUAAUUGGGAUGAUGAUGACGACGAAGAGCCAAAAAAAUCAAGUUGGGAUCAUCCUACCCCAAAAAUAUAUGGAUCUCAAAAAGAAUUAAGUGUAAGAAGUGAAUUUACACCUUCUUAUAAAUAUAACUCAUGGAAUAAAGAACGUAAAGCUGGAAUAACACCAAUGAUUGCUGGAGAAGAUCCAGAAUAUUGGGAAGAAGAACAACAAAGGCUUGAUCGAGAGUGGUAUGGUUCAGACGAUGGUGAAACUCGUCAAUUUUCAAAUAUUCCUGAAGAUUAUACAAAAAAGAAAGAAAUGGAAUUAGAAGCAAAACGUCAAAAACGACUUUCAGCACAACAAAGACAAAUCAAUAAAGAUAAUGAACUCUGGGAGAGAAAUCGAAUGUUAACAUCAGGUGUUGUGAGCUCUUUGGACAAUGAUAACGAUCCAGAUGAUGAAGGGGAAACUCGAGUACAUUUAUUAGUUCAUAAUGUUGUACCACCAUUUUUGGAUGGAAGAAUUGUAUUUACAAAGCAACCAGAACCAGUAAUUCCAGUCCGUGAUCCAAGUUCUGACAUGGCUUUAGUUUCUAGAAAAGGGUCAGCAUUAGUACGUGCUUACAGAGAACAAAAAGAGCGAAGAAAAGCUCAAAAAAAACAUUGGGAAUUAGCAGGAACUCAUAUAGGAAACAUAAUGGGAGUUAAAGAUGGUAGAAAUGAUGAUAAAGAGAUUCCUGGUCAAGAGAAAGAUUUUAAAGCUGGACAAAAAUAUGCAAAACAUAUUGAUGGUCUGAACAGUUCUAGUGAAACUCGUCAAAGACACAUUCAAAAUCAGAGAAGAAGUCUUCCAGUUUUUGCUGUUCGUCAAGAACUUCUCAAUGUGAUUAGAGAAAAUAGUGUAGUUAUAAUUGUUGGAGAAACUGGAAGCGGAAAAACUACUCAACUCACUCAGUAUCUACAUGAAGAAGGUUAUAGCCAAAAUGGAGUAAUAGGAUGUACACAACCAAGGAGAAUUGCUGCUAUGUCUGUUGCUAAAAGAGUUUCUGAUGAAAUGGGUUCUGUUUUGGGUGAUAAAGUUGGUUAUGCCAUUCGAUUUGAAGAUUGUACUUCAAAAGAUACUGUCAUUAAGUAUAUGACUGAUGGUAUUUUGUUAAGAGAAAGUUUGAGGGACGGAGACCUUGAUCGAUAUAGUGUUAUCAUUAUGGAUGAAGCUCAUGAACGUUCGCUCUCUACUGAUGUUCUUUUUGGGCUUCUUAGAGAUGUUGUUGCUGGUCGUCAAGAUUUAAAACUUAUAGUCACUUCAGCUACUAUGGACUCUAGUAAAUUUUCUGCAUUCUUUGGCAAUGCCGCUACAUUUGAAAUACCUGGAAGAACUUUUCCAGUUGAGAUUAUGCAUGCAAAAAAUCCGGUUGAGGAUUAUGUUGAUGCCGCUGUCAAACAAGUGCUUCAGAUUCAUCUUCAGCCGAAAAGUGGUGAUAUUUUAGUUUUUAUGCCAGGUCAAGAAGAUAUCGAAGUUACAUGUGAAAUUUUAAACGAAAGAUUAGCAGAAAUUGAAUCAGCUCCUGAAUUAUUAAUUUUACCUAUUUAUUCUCAACUUCCUUCAGAUCUCCAAGCAAAAAUUUUUCAACGAUCAGAAGGUGGUUUAAGGAAAUGUGUUGUUGCUACGAACAUUGCUGAAACAUCACUGACUGUUGAUGGUAUCGUUUUCGUAGUUGACUCUGGAUAUUGUAAACUGAAAGUUUAUAAUCCUCGUAUUGGUAUGGAUGCUCUUCAAGUUUAUCCAGUAUCGCGAGCUAAUGCCGAUCAAAGAUCUGGAAGAGCUGGUAGAGUAGGCCCAGGAGUUUGUUAUCGACUUUACACCAGAAAACAAUAUCUCGAUGAACUUUUACAGACAGGUGUUCCAGAGAUUCAGAGAACUAAUUUAGCUAAUACUGUUCUUUUACUUAAAUCUCUUGGUGUUCAAGAUUUAUUAGCAUUUCAUUUUAUGGACCCACCUCCUCAAGAUAAUAUUCUAAAUUCAUUGUAUCAAUUAUGGAUUUUAGGAGCUCUAGAUAAUACUGGAAGACUAACACCUUUAGGUAGACAAAUGGCAGAAUUCCCUCUUGAUCCUCCCCAAUGUCAGAUGCUCAUCGUUGCUUCUCAGCUUGGUUGUACAUCUGAGAUUCUCAUUAUCGUAUCAAUGCUAUCAGUUCCAUCAAUUUUCUAUAGACCAAAAGGAAGAGAAGAAGAUUCAGAUUCAGCAAGGGAAAAAUUCCAAGUUCCAGAAUCUGAUCAUUUAACAUUUCUUAAUGUUUAUAAUCAAUGGAAAUCAAAUGGGUAUUCUAGUUCUUGGUGUAAUGAACAUUUUAUUCAUGCCAAGGCUAUGAGAAAGGUCAGAGAAGUUCGACAACAAUUGGAAGAAAUUUUGAAACAACAAAAAAUGGAAGUUGUAAGUUGUGGUACAGAUUGGGAUAUUGUUAGAAAAUGCAUUUGUUCUGCUUAUUUUCAUCAAGCUGCAAGAUUAAAAGGAAUUGGAGAGUAUGUUAAUUGUAGAACAGGAAUGCCUUGUCAUCUUCAUCCAACUUCAGCGUUGUUUGGUAUGGGAUUUACUCCUGACUAUGUUGUUUAUCACGAAUUAGUUAUGACUGCAAAAGAGUAUAUGCAGUGUGUUACAUCUGUUGAUGGUCAUUGGCUUGCUGAACUAGGGCCAAUGUUUUUUAGCGUUAAAGAAACUGGAGGAUGUGGUCGUGCCAAACGAAAACAAGCUAUGCAGCAUCUUGAUUUUAUGGAGAAGCAAAUGAAGCAGGCAGAAGAAGAAAUGAAGUCGAGAGCAAAGGAACAAUUAGAAAAAGAGCUAGCUUCCGUUCGAAAGCAAGAAAUUUUAACUCCAGGAAUGAGAGAGCCUGGAACACCAGUGUUAUACCGAAAAACUCCUGGAAGAUUUGGGCUGUAAAUAAAUUUCCAAUGUGUAGAUAUUUUUUAAACUUUAUUUGUUUUAAAUAAAAUAUUUUGCAAUAUAAAGAACUAACUAAGUAA
Chelonus insularis is the source of this 3817-nucleotide messenger RNA. RefSeq names its product ATP-dependent RNA helicase l(1)G0007. The record is from RefSeq and is a predicted model, not a curated record. Gene Ontology annotation, molecular function: ATP binding; RNA binding; 3'-5' RNA helicase activity. Lineage: Eukaryota; Metazoa; Arthropoda; Insecta; Hymenoptera; Braconidae. Gene Ontology annotation, cellular component: intracellular anatomical structure; spliceosomal complex. Bases 303 to 3734 code for a protein of 1143 amino acids. Gene Ontology annotation, biological process: mRNA splicing, via spliceosome. The transcript is spliced from 3 exons.